Camellia sinensis is the source of this 1020-nucleotide messenger RNA. NCBI's taxonomy places the organism in Eukaryota, Viridiplantae, Streptophyta, Magnoliopsida, Ericales, Theaceae. The record is from RefSeq and is a predicted model, not a curated record.
AUGGGCAGGGCUGGGCGAAACUCCACACUGAAGCCAUUUUUGGCUUAUCAGUUCAGGGCAAAGUACCAAGAGGACGAUGAUGACAAAGUACAAUCCAGGACAAAAGUAUGUUGGAGCUUUGCCUGGCUAAUGGGUAUUCUUGUUACUAACUUUACGUUGCCAAAUCGUCACUGGCCACAAACCCUUGAACUCUCCACAUAUGUGAUGCUGAUUGCUCUUGCCAUCUUCUCUUUGGGCAUGCCCUUUUACCAUUGCCCUGCAACAAUUGAGACUCGGAGUCCCCUCACUACAGUUUUCAAGGUCUUCAACGUUGCCAUACUGCGUAGACACCUUAACGUGUAUCCGCUUCAUGAGAGUAAUCAAUCAUUUACUUUGUUGCAAACAAAUCAAUUCAGAUGGCUAGAUAAAGCAGCUAUGUUGAAAGCAUCCUCAAUUAAUCCAGUAGAAGAAGAGAAGAUGGGGAGGCUCUGCACAAUUACACAAGUUGAAGAAGCAAAACUUAUUCUAGAAAUGGUUCCUAUAUGGAUGGCCUUCCUAGUAUACGUUUUGGUGAAAUCCACUGGUGAAAAUUUUUUCAUUGAGCAAGCCACUCAGAUGAAUGGAUGUAACAAGACCAUCCUAGCCCUUUCUUUGAUCAACUCCUUUCUCAGCCUUGUGAUUUCCUGGUUCUAUGUGUCAAUACAAGAAUACAGGAUAGGUGAAACACACAAAAGGAAAGCAACCCUAGUGAGAAUUGGACUAGGAAUGCCCUCAUCCCUAUGUUGUUGCACCAUUGCUUGGCGCGUCGAUACCAGGAGGUUGAGUUCUUUGGAUACAAACAAUGGAUCGAUGAACAUUAUGUGGUUAGUUCCACAGUUUUGUUGCUUAGGACUAAUGGAAGGACUUGCUGAAGAUGGAAUGGAAAUGUUUUCUUGUUUUCAUGUUUCAAAACGGAUGGAGGGUUAUGGGAAGGUAUUCACAGAUUUCGUGAUUGGAAUGGGUAAUUUUGUGAGUGCUAUCACUAUUUAUGCAUCAAGAUGA